UUUCCCAACUUUUAUUUUUCUAAAAAAUAUUUUUCAAUUGAAACUUUGAGCAAGUUUCUUCUACCCUGUGACCUAGGUAUCGUUGAUUCACCACAACCCACCCUUUGCCCACUACGAUCAACGGCCUGGUGUGUUGACCCUGGCACCGAGUAAAUCUCUUCCAUUCUCAACUUUUGUUUUCAAUUUCUCUUCCGGUAACCCUGGAAUCGAAGAAACUUGCGGCCUCAUGCACUUCUUCCCCGAGGAAUCUCCUCCUUCUCUCCUCGUAUCUGUUUGACGGAAACCACUGGCACGUGUUCUAGGAGUAUCAAAUCACAUGCCAUACGCCGAUUUCUGCCAAUUCUGUGGUUCGUUUAUUCAACAUAUUCUUGAAAUGUAUAUUGUGAGAAUGGAUUCAAUGGAAGAUCUCUAUAGUGUUUUGAUUUUCUUCGAUGAACAAAAAUCCACAGACGCGUUCUACACUCAUUAUAAUGGCUGAAGUUUCUCAUCUCUCGAGGUUGAGGUGUCGUGUUGUUUUUACAUUAGAUGUGCAGUAUACUGGCUCGAUUGAACUUGCACAACCUUCCAAUGUCACUUCAACUGAACACCAACAUGUCCAGUUUACCUUGGUAUGUCACCAUUGCCAACAGCAAGCUGAAAAAUCUAUAUGUUUCAUUUGUCAAAUUCAAACCACUGAGAACCUUUGGAUAUGUGUUAUAUGUGGUUUUGUUGGUUGUGGAAGAUAGUGAAGAAAUACACUGAGUUGCUUGCUACUCAACUUGGAAAUCAAAAAUUGGGUGAUGUUGAUAACUACUUUCCUAUUUUUUUUGGCUUUUGGAGCUGAUUGAUAAUUAAUGUUCUGAGUAGCUGAAGCUUCACAAUGAUCAUUUAUUGAAAAAAUGAAAGAAAUGAGAAAAGUUAUGGUUAGUGCUAUUUGUUCGGUUUUGUAUAACAUUAUUAUUCUCUCUUCAUACAAGAACUCAAGUAAAUGAGAGGCAAAAGUUACACUGCAACGUCUCAAAACAAAAUAAAUGUUCUUUUAAUGUGUAUUCGAUUAUUGAAAGCAA
Messenger RNA from Vicia villosa (hairy vetch), 1046 nucleotides. RefSeq names its product BRAP2 RING ZnF UBP domain-containing protein 2-like. The transcript has 6 exons. The record is from RefSeq and is a predicted model, not a curated record. Lineage: Eukaryota; Viridiplantae; Streptophyta; Magnoliopsida; Fabales; Fabaceae. Bases 432 to 725 code for a protein of 97 amino acids. Gene Ontology annotation, biological process: Ras protein signal transduction; protein ubiquitination. Gene Ontology annotation, cellular component: cytoplasm. Gene Ontology annotation, molecular function: zinc ion binding; ubiquitin protein ligase activity.